Coregonus sp. 'balchen' is the source of this 12566-nucleotide messenger RNA. Lineage: Eukaryota; Metazoa; Chordata; Actinopteri; Salmoniformes; Salmonidae. The record is from the annotation of a GenBank genome assembly.
UUAUGACGUUGCUAGUUUUGAAAUUUCAGUGGGGCACGGUUUGUGUUGUUACUGGUGUUUUGAAUUUGAAGCAGAGCGUUAGAACGCUUCGUGGCUUGCUAUAACGUUUAAACUAGCUACUGAUUUUCUAGUGAACUAUUUCGUCCGAACUUAAGCCAUGUCUUUUUCAAGAGCUCCAGUGAAACGAUUUAAUGAAAAUAUCGGUAAGUUAAAGCCUUAAUAAUGAUUUAGCUGAGCAAACCUAGCCAACUAACGUUGCUUUCUUUGGCCUAGCUAGCUGCUUUAAUUAAGUAACUAACAGUAGCCAGCUAAUCUAACGUUAGCGCUAAUCUAGCUAACGUAGCUAUCCAACAAUGUUUUGUAAAACAUUGUUUACUAACUAGCUAACGUAAACAUAGUUUUGGUUUGGUAACUAGUUAGUGCAGGAAUGCUUAACGUUACUCCAAUCCACCAAGCAAAGGGCAAACAAGUCCACGUCGGUUACGGUAGCUGACGUUACAUGCCAUGACAUGUUAGCUAACGUUAAUUAGAUACAUUUACAUUUUAGUCAUUUAGCAGACGCUCUUAUCCAGAGCGACUUACAGUUAGUGAGUGCAUACAUUUUUUUUUUUUCAUACUGGCCCCCCAUGGGAAUCGAACCCACAACCCUGGCGUUGCAAACGCCAUGCUCUACCAACUACGCGGGUCCUAUGAUAGUCAGGCCAAUGCGUUUACACAGGCAGCCCAAUUCUGAUAUUUUUUUCUCACUAAUUGGUAUUUUGACACUAAUUUAACAAAUUAUGAGAAUUUGGCUGCCUGUGUAAACGCAGCCUAAUUAUUGUUUUCAUGUUUUGUCCAGGCUGCGCCCCAGCACCGGGCACCUACGAGCUGAAACCAGGAGAGGUGAAGGGACCUGCCUCUUUCCACCGGUCAGAGCGCUUCAAACUGCUCAAGGCCAGUGGUGGUGAGUUUAACUGUCAAACAACUGAAGCGCUUCUCUAAAAAAAAUGUAUCAUACUUUUGACAGUAGAUCUAUAUUUAAACAUCUAUGAUUUAGACUGUCACUCAUAAGAAGUACAGCCUAGAUGUUUUUACUUUCCACACCAUUGUAAUUUCACCAUCCCCCUUUCCUCUCCAUUCAGCUCCCUGCAUCCCACCACCAUCUCCUUCUAAAGAUGUGCCCAUGUCGCCUGUGCGUAGGACCAUGUCUGUGGAUGGCCUGGUAAGUUGGUGUUCACAUAAUCAACACAUUGUCCCUGGUUGGCACAGCUACAUCAUCAAGAUAACUGUGUCAGAUUUUAGUUUACUCUAGGAACCAAAUGGAAACAAUCAUAAUGAAACAGGGAGGGACCUACCUGCAUUUGUCCAAUAGAAACUCUUGUUUUCCUUUCAAAACUUUUUUUUCCGUUUAGGGUAAACAGUUUCUGUUGCAAAAUGUUUUGCAAGGAAUCAGACUAAUGGUUACACACCUUGUGCUUUAAAGGGAUAGUUCAGGAUUUUGUCAAUGAAGCCCUUUAUCUACUUUCCCAGAGUCAGAUAACAUCAUGGAUACCAUUUGUACGUCUCUGUGUCCAGUAUGUAUGAAGGAAGUCAAUGCUAACUAGUGUUGGCGCAAUGACUGGAAGUAUACAGGAACACCUAGCAUGCUAGCUGUUCCCAUAGACUUCCAGUCAUUGCGCUAACGCUAGUUAGCAAUAGGACUAAUGCUAGUUGGCAGAUUCCUUCAAACUGAAUGCAAAGACAUAAAAAUGGUAUCCAUGAGUUCAUCUGACUCUGGGGAAGUAGAUGAAGGGUUUCAUUGCCAAAAUCCUGAUCUAACUCUUGAACCCUAAUGUAAUGGCCCUCCUCUGCGAUUCAUUCUUCCAUUCCUCCUUCACCCAGGUUGAUGGGUCGAUGUCAAAGAAAGACAAGAGUGGCCUAUCGAUGCAGAUGAAACAGCAGAAACUCCUGGAGAAAGAGGUAGCCUAGUUAUACAGACUUGUUUGAAGAGAAAAUAUAUAUAGAUAUUGUCUUGUCUGUCCCAAUAGCAUACAUUGUCAGUGUUACCAGUUGAAUGAAAAUUAAAGUGACGAGAUGUAUUAUUAUUAUUUUUUUGUCAUUUAGCAGACGCUCUUAUCCAGAGCGACUUACAGGAGCAAUUAGGGUUAAGUGCCUUGCUCAAGGGCACAUCGACAGAUUUUUCACCUAGUCGGCUCUGGGAUUAGAACCAGCAACCUUUCGGUUACUGGCACAACGCUCUUACCCACUAAGCUACCUGCCGCCCUCCAUUUAUCAUGGAUGUGGACACACGUUUUUCAGUUAUCACAGCAGCUGUGACCUACCUUACUGCAUGCCUUAUUUUUUUCCUUCAUCCUUCAAUCUAAUGCACUGAUCCACCCCGUCUCCUCCCUCCCUCCUGUAGAUCCGCUCCCUGGUGCAGCAGCGCGGGGAGCAGGACAGGCGCCUGGUAACCCUUGAGGAGGAGCUGAGGAAGGUGGAGGCAAAGCUGUUGUCUGCGGUCCGGGAGAAGACUGGUCUGGCAGCUAACGUCACCACCCUGGAGAGACAGCUGGCUGAGCUCAAGAAGACCAACGAGUUCCUCAAGAACAAGGUAAUGUGGUGUUCGAUGGUAGAAUCAAGAGUUGGUAUGCUCAAAUCAAUGGGUUGCUUUCCUGACACAUUUGGCCUAGACCUGGAAUAAAAAGCUAUUUCAAUGGAGAAUCUCCAUUUAAGAAUGCUUUUUAGUCUUGAACGAGGAUGAAUCUGUGCUUGGAAAACAGGCCCAAUAGUCUUAAAGCAAAAGUCUAACUGCAGGGUUAAAAAGGUAUAAACUGGUUGUUGGUUAUCUGGGUUAGUUGACAAAACAAUACUACUAUUGGGUACUACCCCCCCAACUUGUCCAAUAAGAAAUGUUGACAUGUAAGUGUCUGACUGUGUUGUCGUUGUGUUCCACCAGGUUUCUGCAGACACCACUAAGAAGAGGAUCCAGUCUCUGUCUAUGGAGCUGAUGGAGGCCAGAAACAAAUUGGACGUCAAUGACAAGGUACGACGCGUUCAGGCAGUACCCAAAGUUUUCGAAUAUUCAGAUUGAAAUAUGCUGUGUAGAACAGAUUAAUAUGUAGAAUAAGUUACCACGUUGGUUCUAUUCAUCACAUUUCUAUCUGCAAGGUUUGGCUCUAUUCAUGGCAUUUCUAUCUGCAUGGUUUGGCUCUAUUCAUGGCAUUUCUAUCUGCAAGGUUUAGCUACUGAAAGUGGCCCUGUUCACACACCAUUCACUAUCCUGUAUCUAGUGGUGUUUGCCUUGCACACAUCUCUCUCUCUAAAUUAUUAAUGCGUGUGCUGAUAUUGUGUUUUUGUUCAGGAGCUGAGUUUCCUGCAGGUGUAUGGGUGGUUGAGUGACUGACAGUUGUGUUGUCCUAUCAGGAGCUGAGUUUCCUCCAGAUCACUACAGAGGGCCAGGUGAAGUUGCUGGAGACAGACCUGGAGGCAGCCAGAGCUACACUCACUGCCCUGACUGAGAGGAACAAGGACCUGGGUGAGACCACAUGCUUAUCAAUCAAUUAAAGGUUAUUUAUACAGCACAUUUCUGACCCAAAAAAUGUAGUUUGAAGUCCUAAACAAAUACAAUAAUAAAGGUGAGAAAGAUGAACACAUUUUAAAAUGAAGAGAUGCAUUAAAAUAGUAAAACAAGACUGGGUGGACUCCUUACCCCUAAUACAGUAAUAAUAAUAAUAAAUAAUAUGCCAUUUAGCAGACGCUUUUAUCCAAAGCGACUUACAGUCAUGCGUGCAUACAUUUUUUUGUGUAUGGGUGGUCCCGGGGAUCGAACCCACUACCUUGGCGUUACAAGCGCCGUGCUCUACCAGCUGAGCUACAGAGUACCUAGCUUAGUUGGACUCCGCCUCCCUGAAUUAAACUAAAAUCGUUUUUUUAAUGCAAUUUUUCAUUUUCACAGAGGACCUCCACCACGACACAAAAGUCCAGAAUGAGGAGCUGGAGAAUGAGAUGGAUACGCUGCAAGGUAAGUUGUGUGUUUGUGUCUCCAUUCUCCCAUCCUCCUCUGUAUAAUCCCUCCUUUAGAUGGCAUCAUUCUAACCAUGUGCUGUAUAUCUGUCUCUCAGCUGUGAUCCAGGAGCUGAGAGAGGAGAUCAAUGUUCUUCAGGGUUACCUGGACACAGCCAACGACCACACCCAGGUACUAACAUACUGGUCACUGAGGGAAGAAACAUGUAAGGAGACACACACACGUCCAGCUACUAACAACAUACUGGUCACUGAUGGAAGAAACAUGUAAGGAGACACACACACGUCCAGCUACUAACAACAUACUGGUCACUGGGGGAAGAAACAUGUAAGGAGACACACACACGUCCAGCUACUAACAACAUACUGGUCACUGAGGGAAGAAACAUGUAAGGAGCCACACACACGUCCAGCUACUAACAACAUACUGGUCACUGAGGGAAGAAACAUGUAAGGAGACACACACACGUCCAGCUACUAACAACAUACUGGUCACUGAUGGAAGAAACAUGUAAGGAGACACACACACGUCCAGCUACUAACAACAUACUGGUCACUGAGGGAAGAAACAUGUAAGGAGACACACACACGUCCAGCUACUAACAACAUACUGGUCACUGAGGGAAGAAACAUGUAAGGAGACACACACACGUCCAGCUACUAACAACAUACUGGUCACUGAGGGAAGAAACAUGUAAGGAGACACACACACGUCCAGCUACUAACAACAUACUGGUCACUGAGGGAAGAAACAUGUAAGGAGACACACACGUCCAGCUACUAACAACAUACUGGUCACUGAGGGAAGAAACAUGUAAGGAGACACACACACGUCCAGCUACUAACAACAUACUGGUCACUGAGGGAAGAAACAUGUAAGGAGACACACACACGUCCAGCUACUAACAACAUACUGGUCACUGAGGGAAGAAACAUGUAAGGAGACACACACACGUCCAGCUACUAACAACAUACUGGUCACUGAGGGAAGAAACAUGUAAGGAGACACACACACGUCCAGCUACUAACAACAUACUGGUCACUGAGGGAAGAAACAUGUAAGGAGAAACUAAUUGAAUGGUCCAUGAUCAUGCUUACAUCGGGUUGUGGAAAUGAUAAUUUAGAGGAUGUUAUAACAUGCUGUUAUAUCUCCUUAGGAUCUGCGUAUGAAGCUUCGUGGGAAGACAGAUAUGAUGAACAGCAUCUCUGAGUCUCAGCAGGAGAAACUGGGGUGAGCAAAUGCACAUGUCCUCCCGGAACAACUGCUUUCAGAAUCAUUGAAAUUCAGGGUUUAUUUUUCUGUCCUUUUGACCUCUUCCUAUAUUUCUGUCUAUGUUGAAAUUGAUGACAUCAGUUUCCAAAUUGUCUUGGUUGACAUGCAAAACAAAAACACCUGAUCUCACGCCAUGUCCUUUUCGCUCAGCCAUCUUGAGCAGAAACUUGAGCAGUGUACCGCAGAGCUCCAAAACUCUCAGAACACUCUCCGUCAGAAGGAGGAGGAGUCCGAGAAAGGUCAACAGGACCUGCAGGCUUCCCGGGAUGCUUUGCAGGAGACUGAGAAGCUUCUGGAGCGGCGAGAGGCGGAGCUGACGUCUUCCCAGAGGGCAUUGGGAGAGAUAGAGGUGCAGAUGCAGCGGGCCAACCAAGAAGUGUCUGACUCACAGAAUGCACUGCAGCAGCAAGAGGCGGAGCUAGUGCGGCUGAGGGAGGUGCUGAGGAGGACCGGGGAUGAGCUGGAUGAGAGAGUAGCUCACCUGGAAGAGAAGUGCAAGGUCCUGGAGGAGGAGAGAGGUACACAAUCCUAGUCUCUAAUUAUAUUACUACCCUAAAGUACUACACUCUUCUUGAUGGUUAAUUGUAGAUCUGAAAGAAUGGGUCUAAUGGGAACUUAUCUUAAGCAAAUUUAUCAGUAAUUUCUUAUCUUACCCUUUUCCAGUUUUCCUGAAGGGUCAGGGUUUUGGGGAAUUGUCUCUAGGUUGCUGUUAUCAGUGUGGGCUCUAUACCAAGUGUCUAGGUUGCUGUUAUCAGUGUGGGCUCUAUACCAAGUGUCUAGGUUGCUGUUAUCAGUGUGGGCUCUAUACCAAGUGUCUAGGUUGCUGUUAUCCGCGUGGGCUCUAUUCCAAGUGUCUAGGUUGCUGUUAUCAGUGUGGGCUCUAUACCAAGUGUCUAGGUUGCUGUUAUCCGCGUGGGCUCUAUACCAAGUGUCUAGGUUGCUGUUAUCAGUGUGGGCUCUAUACCAAGUGUCUAGGUUGCUGUUAUCAGUGUGGGCUCUAUACCAAGUGUCUAGGUUGCUGUUAUCAGUGUGGGCUCUAUACCAAGUGUCUAGGUUGCUGUUAUCAGUGUGGGCUCUAUACCAAGUGUCUCUAGGUUGCUGUUAUCAGUGUGGGCUCUAUACCAAGUGUCUCUAGGUUGCUGUUAUCAGUGUGGGCUCUAUACCAAGUGUCUAGGUUGCUGUUAUCAGUGUGGGCUCUAUACCAAGUGUCUCUAGGUUGCUGUUAUCAGUGUGGGCUCUAUACCAAGUGUCUCUAGGUUGCUGUUAUCAGUGUGGGCUCUAUACCAAGUGUCUCUAGGUUGCUGUUAUCAGUGUGGGCUCUAUACCAAGUGUCUCUAGGUUGCUGUUAUCAGUGUGGGCUAUAUACCAAGUGUCUAGGUUGCUGUUAUCUGUGUGGGCUCUAUACCAAGUGUCUAGGUUGCUGUUAUCAGUGUGGGCUAUAUACCAAGUGUCUAGGUUGCUGUUAUCAGUGUGGGCUCUAUACCAAGUGUCUGUGUGUAUCUGUCUUUAGAUAGGAGCCAGGAGGAGGGCCAGGGGAGAGUGGAGGAGCUGAAGGCAGAGCUGAGCCUCCUGCAGGAGAACAGGAGGAGUGAGAAGGAGGUGCAGGAGCAACUAGAGCAGACACACAUCUCCCUGGCUGAGGAGCUGAAGAAGGAAAAGGUUAGUGAUGUUGGGGAUGACUUGGGUCCAAUAUGGCAACCAUUAAAACCCUACAUCUGACUGGUUCUGUCUCUCCUCCUCUCGUUCUCCCCAGGAGCAUGCAGCCUCCCUGGCCUCGGUGCUGGAAAGGGAGAGGGAAGAGACAGAGGAGGAGAGGAAACAGUUGGAGGAUGAGUUGGAGGAGGCUCUAGGGGAGCUGUCGGUUCUGGAGUUGCAGGAAGAGAGGAGGGAGGAGGAGGAGAAGAGGAGAGAGGAGGCCCUACAGCGUCUCCAGCAGGAGAAGACUGAGAUGGAGAGAGAGCUGACUGAGACCAGAGCACUGCUAGACAGGUGAGAGUCUGGAGGUGUAGAGCUGAACUGAAAACAUGAAUGAAACACACUCUGUCAGCUUUGUUUUUAACAUCCUUUGUAAUAAAGUAUUUCAAAUAAGAGAAGUUGGUUGGCUGGAGUUGCCGUGGAGUUGAGCUACAGGUUUAGCUGCAGUUGGACUGAACUGAAUCGAUGACUUUACAUCCCAAAUAGCUACUCAUUAUGCAGUGCUUGACCGAAAGCCCCCCCCCCCCCCCCCCCCCCCCCCAAAAAAAAGGUCCACGACCCCAUUUUUGCAUCAUUGUAUGAUGCAAGGACCCACUUUGCAAAAUAAAAUCCAUUGUUAUCAUUAUUAUUACCAUAGAAAAUCUGACAAAUGUAGGUUUCAAUCUGUCUAUUGGCUUCUUUGCAUAUUCAAACCUGUCUCAAAAUACAACACUGCCCCUUUAAGGCUCUCCUGGAGGAUGGUUGGCCACCCUUCAUAGCCUAUUACAACCAAAUACUUUUUUUCUUUAUAAACUAAUUGGCUCAUUCAAUUAAUCAGGGAUCAAAAUGCUAAGGUAGGCUAUUUCUAAACAAGGUAACUAAGAUAUGCUUGUCUACUGUAUCACUGAUCAGAAACAUUUAGCUUGCUAAUGUAGGUUAAAUCAAGGCUAUUAACUAGUCACUCAUAUGCAACUCCAAAAGCCCACGGAGGUUGGGAAAUAUGAACCCGAGACUCGCAUGCUUUUGAAAAUAUAAAUUGCUAUUCUUUUCUAUGCAUGUCAUGAUGAAGAUGGUCCCAAUGUAACACCCUACACCUGCCCCCUACUAGGCAUAGAAUUUACGCCUAGGUGUCCUCAUAGAAGGGCUUACGACCAACUAUUGCAACCGGCCCCGUGAUUUGAAAAAGACAGCGUGUGCCUGUCAAUGCAAUGCAAUACAAUUCUACUCUGACUCGGUCUACAGAAAUUGGGAGAACAGUGCUUAAAACAUUGCAUCCAGACGACAAUCUGAUCCCAUUUCUGAUCAGAGUAAAUGUUUGAUAUUGUUAUUAUAUAUUUUUUUACUUAAAUCUAUAGUCUGCUUGCCGGAAAUGUUUUAUGUACUUGUCCCGGGCAAGAGGACAAGUGUUAAUGUCAAGCCCUGUUAUGUGAUCAAGAUGAGGGAUUCUGCACCUCACCUUUGCUCAAACUGUACCUUUCAACUGUGUGUGUUGUAUCUCCUUCCAGGAGGAGCAGUGAUGUGGAGGAGGUGCACUCUGCUGCCUUGAGGAGGCUGCAGGAGGAACACACCACCUCCCUCAGCAAAAUAGGAGACAUGGCCACUGAACUGGAGAGGUAAGGAGUUGACCCUGCCCUCUCGUCCAAUACGAAUGUGCUUAAAGGGACAGUUUCACUCUUUCACUCUCCUUUCACAAGGAAAAAAACAGUUUCACUCUUGUUUCACUAAAGUUAACUUUUGACAGAUUAAAACAUCUGAAACUGCAUUUUAAGUAAACUGUCCCUUUAACUUUGGGUUAAAGUAUUAGCAGUCAUGGCUCUGUAAAAGCUAAUUUAUGGUCAAUCCAGGAUCUGCAGUGUCAGUACAGCAUUUAUGGACCGUUCAGGGCAUUCAUACUUCUUGCGCUUUGCUUAGCAGAACUGUUGUGAAUGAAGUUGAAGUGAGUUUAUACAGGACAUACUGCCCCCACCUGCCGUCAAUGCAGAGAUAUACGGAGCCCUCCGCAUUGUUACAAAAUUUGGGAGAUGCAUGGCAUCGCCGUACGGAGCUUGAUUUGGCCUCCGUAGGGUCCGCAAUUGUCACACCCUCCAUACAGAGCCUCCGCACCGCAUUCCCGGAUCAGGCAUAAAUUGUCUUUAAGACUUAAAUUUGUAUUUUGUUCCACCAGCACCAGACAGGCCCUGAAGGGAGCAGAGGAGAGGGGUAUAAAGCUGGAGGAGGAGGUGGAGAGGGUGACUAAGCAGAUGAAAGAGGAGGUGAAGAGAGUGAAUCAACAUAAGGAGGAGGAGGUGAAGAAAGUGAGGGAGGAGAUGGAGGAGGAGCAGGAGAAACAUCUAGCUGACCAGCAGGCUCAGGAGAAAGCCAGAGAGGAGUAUGCAAGGUGAGCUCAUCAUAAGGCUUCUUCUCAAUAUCUGGUGAUUGAAUGUGCAGUCUCUCUGACACUCUCCCUUCUCUCUCUCUCUUCCCCCCCAUCUCUAGAAUGCUGUUGGAGGUACAGACUCGUCUAGCUCAGAGAGAUGAGGAGAUGAAGAGGGCUGAGGAGGAGGUGCAGCGACAGCUGCAGGAGGAGAGGAUGGAGAAAGAGGAGGUACAAAGGCUACUGGAGCAGGAGAAAGGAGAGAGGGAGGCGCAGAGGAGAGACUUGAAGCAAUGGAUGUCAGAGGAGGUGGGGAGGCUAGAGAGACGGGUGGAGGUGGUAGAGGAGGAGAAGCUAGCUCUUCAGUGCUUGGUAGGGGAGGUGGAGAAGGAGAAACUGAGCCUUCACAACCAGUUGGAGAAGAUGGAGGACCAGGUAAAGAAAAAUCUGCCCUGUCUAGAGAACCAAAUGGAGGUAGAGAAAGAGAGGGAUGAUCUGAGAACAGUAGUGGAGAUGUUUGAAAUAGACAAACGGGGCCUUCAGGACCAGGUAGAACUAAUACACAACCGUCUGGAGAAGGCCGAAGAACAGAGAGCGAGUCUCCAGAGCCAGGUAGAACUGAUGGAAGAGGAGGUUUCUCUUCAGAGCCAGGUGGACCCAGUUGUCCAGGAGAAGGUUUCUCUCCAGAGCCAGGUGGAUGUUGUGGUCCAGGAGAAGGUGACUCUCCAGUGGGAGAUGGAGGAACAGAGAAGAGACUUCCAGAGACAGCUGGUGGAGACUCAGGACAAGAGGUGAGGAGGACCAGGAAUCACUGACUAGGCUGUGAAAGUCAGGGCCUGUAUUCGGGCCCAGAUCAUCUAGUAGAAGACAAUGGUAUUAUAGCAGCAAACGAUAUGCUCUCAAUACACUGUUCUAACUCUGUACUUUCCCCUCUCAGUGAUGCAGAGACAGAACACUGGAGGAGACAGUACCAGGAGCUCUACACUAAGGUCAAGCCCUUCCAGGUCAGUCACAGCACAGGCAAGGGGUCGCCACUGCUGCAUUAUGGGAAAUGUAGAUCCUUUGAGUGUUUUUAUGUUUUCUUCUUCUGUGUUGCUGCCAACGUUUAUGUAUAUUCACCCAUAUAAGUAGUAUGAGUAGAAGGGGUCCACCCACCAUUGACUUAAACAGGGGAGAGCCCAUUCUACUGUUUCAAAUUCUAUGUUCCUCCGGUUGGUUUGGCCCUGCAGGAGCAGUUGAAUGGGUUUGCUGCGGAGCGGGAUGCACUACUGAACGAGAACGGGGCGAACCAGGAGGAGCUGACCCGGCUAGCGGACGCCUACGCUCGUCUGCUGGGCCACCAGAACCAGAAACAGAAGAUCAGACAUGUGGUGAAGCUCAAAGAUGAGAACGUCUCCCUCAAACAGGUCAGAUACCUCCCUCUAGUUUGUGCAUUUAAAUACUGUAUAAGCAUGGGCUAUAUUGAUUGGAGUAAACAAAAUAUGAUUAUAGCAACACAUACACUUUAGUUACCACCAAAUUGUGGAGUAGGAGUUUAACCAUUUUAUUGUUUUCAUAUAUCCACUUCUUUUAAAUCCAUGAAAUGGGUGUUGGUUAAAGCUUUUUGGGUAUACUGCAGUAAGACAUGAUUGUAAACUGUGUGUGUGUGUGUAGGAGCUGUCUAAGCUGCGUGCCCAGGUGUCCCGUCAGAAGAAGGGAGGCCAGCCCCAACGCAGGGUUGACCCCAGCAAAGCCUUCAACCACCAGGACAGCAAGGAGAACCAGCAGCCUGCUGCCACACCUCUCAGACAGGGUGAGUACACACACACCAGCGUUUCUUUAGUGGGUAAAUGACAGCUUUUGGCCGAUAAAGACAUAAAAACUGUCACAUAAACAUUGUCCGGCAGAAAAUAUCCUAAUGAAAAUAAAUAUCCUUUAUCAAUCACAUUGGCUGCAUGGCGGUUGGUUCAGGUUGUCUUUCAAUGGCAUAACCUCUCUACUCUGCCUGACUGUCUUGAGCUUGUGCUCCCAUAGUGAACUUGCAACAACAACUUGGCCCGACCUGUGACAGACACAGCUGUUUUUUGCGCAAUGGAGAAGUGUUCAUGUAUUUUAUGAUUGCUUUUUCUUGAUUAAUCUCCUGAAGAACUGACAGAAAUGUCCACUAAUGCCUGUUUUGAAUAGGGUAUAGCUAGCUUAAAAAUGUUAAACAUUUUAAAUCAAGAUAGCUAGCUACAGAUGUAGGGUCUUCAUUUGAGCUAGGUUGCUAUAGCGGGAAAAUAAUCCUGCAUCAACAGGAAAUGUGAAUUAUUAUGUGGAUUUAUAAUUAAUGGACAUUUUUGUUGGGGCUGAUAGAUUUUUCGUAAGGGAAAUUGCAAACUUCAGAAGCCUUUUUAAACCUAAAAUAUACCCCUCAUCGGAGGACCAAAUAAAACCGUUGUUUGUUACAUAUACAUACUAUAUACAUUUUAUGGACAUGGUGCUGUUUUUUUUAUAUUAGUUACUUACUACGUAUGGAUACUGUAGAUAGAGUAUAUUUGGCUAAACUCUGUACCGACAUUUGACCGUCACAAAUUUUCCCAAAGGAAAAUGCUACAACUAACCCUAAUCCUGUCUCUUUCAGGAAACCGCUGUUGAAAGUUAGACAAUGGACAGAGACACUAGUAGACAGCACCAACUGCCCUGGAUGAACAGGACUAAUUGUAUUGAGUCAAGAGGAUGUCAUGGUCUUGCGUAUAUUUAUUUCUCAUUUUAAACCAGAUGUUCUGAAAAGCUACUAGAUGGAUUUAUAAUGGGGGGGGGUUGUAACCCUGCAUAUGUUUUAGGAGAGCCAUCAGAACCAACGUGUGAAUUAUGUCAGUUUCAGCAUGAAACAUGCCCCUUUCUUUUUCUACAUAAGCAUUCAUAUUAAGCACAAAAUAAAUGUUUUGUUUGUUCAUAACAUACAGUUUUGCAUAAUGCAAAUAUGUUUUAGCUCUAUACAUUUUAACAUGUCUUUUUCUUUUUGUCUAAUAAACAUUUGUGGUCAUCUUGUUUCCAGAGGAUGGGAAUGUAACUUCUCUUUUUGACUGUUUUAACUUUCUUCCAAAAUACUGACUCUCUUGUAAAUUUAAGCUCCAAAUGUUUGCUAUUUUCCUUAACACUGAGAGAAGCGGGAGGAUUGUUUUAGAUAGAUGUUUUCAAUGAAUUUAUGUACUAAGUGUGUUAUUCGGUAAGGGAUCCCAAUGGGAUCAUCCCAUACAAUCCUAUUGAAAUGACUUUGUUAUGCCUUACCCUUGCCUGCCAGGGGCCUGUUUAUUCAGCAAA